AUGGCGGUUGGCUUCCCAGCGCCAGGGCUCUACAUCACAGGACUCGGAUCACAGUAUCCUCCCUAUCUGCUAGCGCCUCACGACCUCGAAAAUUUCGCGGCGCGAUAUUAUGAUGUGACCAAGUCAGGAAUAAAGAAGCUACUUCAGCUCAACCGGUCAAGCGGCAUCGAGACCAGAUCCGCAAUCCGACAAUAUGACACGGGAUUUGCAACGGACUCAAAAGAACCUUCAAUCGCUGAUAUUGACAACUUCUUCCGUGAAGCUGGUGUCGACCUAGCCGUGCAAGCAUGCAAGAAAGCUCUGGGAGAAGCAAACAUUGCACCCGAGCAGAUCACCCAUACGAUUGGAGUCACAUGCACCAAUCAAGGUAAUCCAGGAUACGAUCUUCCUGUGGCUCGUGAGCUGGAUCUCCCACUAAGCGUCGAUCGAACAUUACUGCAUGGGGUCGGGUGUGCUGGUGGUCUAUCUUUAUUGCGAGCAGCAGCACAGCUCGCAGGUGGAGCUAGUGUGCGAAGGAAACCAGCCCGCAUUUUGGCUUUUGCCUGUGAACUAUGCACACCAAAUCUGCGAUAUUAUCUUUCCUUGGCGGAGCAAAAUGGGAAUUCCGAAAAAGCAAACAUUGCAGGUGCUUUGUUCUCAGAUGCUGCGGCAGCGUUUGUGCUCUGCAAUGAGUAUGCCGUGGCCCAGGAUCAGCAAUCGAUCCCACAGCUUGAGCUUCUGGAAUGGGGAUGUGACGUGAUUCCGGAUACCGUGGAUCGCAUGUCAUUCUAUGCUGACGUAAAUGGUUAUCGUGCUACACUUGACCGAGAUAUUCCUGAGUACACCACUCUCGCGAUUGGACCAAUGUUUAAUAAACUCCUCUUAUCAUACGAGGAACGAUUACAGCCGCAGGGGCAACCAAGCAAGGAAGUGCCUAGGUCAUUGGAAAUCGGCGACUUUGACUGGGCCUUGCAUCCCGGGGGAAAAGCAAUUAUAGAUGGCGCAAGCGAAGUGCUUCAGCUGUCGGAGGAACAACUUCAAACAACACGAGAAAUAUAUCGUACAAGGGGAAAUUCAUCCAGUGCAUCCGUCUUGAUUGUCUUGGAUCAGAUUCGCUCACAAAGCAACCGACAGCAUAUUGUUGCUACUUCAUUUGGCCCUGGCUUGACUAUUGAGAUGGCAUUACUUAGAAAGUGUCAGGUAAAUCAUUCAUGA
Messenger RNA from Penicillium brevicompactum, 1194 nucleotides. RefSeq lists its product as uncharacterized. NCBI's taxonomy places the organism in Eukaryota, Fungi, Ascomycota, Eurotiomycetes, Eurotiales, Aspergillaceae. Gene Ontology annotation, molecular function: acyltransferase activity, transferring groups other than amino-acyl groups. Gene Ontology annotation, biological process: polyketide biosynthetic process. The transcript has 3 exons. Bases 1 to 1194 code for a protein of 397 amino acids. The record is from RefSeq and is a predicted model, not a curated record.